AUGUCUACCACUCAACCGCCGAGUCCAGGUCCUUCUCAGGGUCAGGACUACUCAACUUGGAGCACUUCGAGCCUUGUCGAACGUAUCAUGGAGCUAGAGCGUCAGUUGAAUGCUCAGACAAACGAAUUCGGUGGUGUACCACCAGCGAAAUCCGAAGCAAUAUCCGCAGCUACACCCGAGUUUCAAGUUGCAGAAACCCCAAGUGGCAUUAACACGCCGAAGAAAAUACCUCGAGAAAUGGACCAUACCAAAUAUCAUACCCGCCACAUUGCGCUAAAAUUCGCCUACCUCGGUCAACGUUACAAUGGAUUCGAGCAUGCGAACGGGAAUAUAACUCCAUUGCCCACUAUCGAGGAAGAAAUAUGGAAGGCACUACGCAAGACACGUUUGAUAUUUCCGACAACCUCGUCUUCGAUGGAGUUGGACUUUAAUAAGGACGAUAGGGCACGACCGUUUGAUUUGAGUUGGGAUGGUUGUCAGUAUUCCAAGUGUGGUCGUACUGAUAGAGGUGUCAGCGCAUUUGGUCAGGUUAUUGGUAUCAGGGUCCGAAGUGCUCGGCCCAAAAGGAUAGUCGAGACUGCUACUGCUACUAGUACUACUGCCACUACAGCUACGAGUGGGGAGACUACUGUGCAGCAGGUCGAUGUAGAAGCGUCAAUCGUUGAUUCUACAGAGGAGAAUAUUGGCUCAGCCCCAAGUGUCGAGGCCAACGAGACAGAGGUCGAUGAUGGCUGGGAUGAUAUAAGGGACGAACUACCCUAUAUACAAAUAUUAAACGGUGUUCUGCCACGUGAUAUCCGCAUCCUAGCAUGGUGUCCCAAUCCACCUCCAGACUUUGAUGCUCGUUUCUCAUGCCGCGAGCGACAAUAUAGAUACUUCUUCACACAGCCAGCAUUCAAUCCCGUGCCCGGAGAGCUUGGUUUCCUUCGCAGCGCGGCACAUCACCGCGGUAUAGCCAAGAAGGAGCUCAGAGACGGCUGGUUGGAUAUUGAGGCCAUGCGCGAAGCUUGCAAGCAAUAUAUUGGCAGGCAUGAUUUUCGCAAUUUCUGCCGUGUCGAUACGAGUAAACAGAUUGAGAAUUUCGAGCGCAUCAUCUAUCAUGCAAGCAUAGAUCUGGUCGAUCCCAACCAGCAUCCUCUCGGUUUUGUCGGUUCGAAGGAAUUUCAACCUACCAGGAAUCUGGUUGACUUGGAUAAUGAAGGGAAUGUAAACGAAGAACGACCUUCGACACCAUUGGUGUAUACGUUCACUCUCCACGGAUCCGCAUUCCUGUGGCAUCAGGUACGCCAUAUGGUUGCAAUUCUUUUCUUGGUGGGUCAAGGCGUUGAAGAUCCGUCUAUCGUUUCCGAGUUACUGGAUGUCUCAAAACAUCCACGUAAGCCCACCUACGAGAUGGCGUCCGAUGCACCACUCGUUCUAUGGGACUGCGUCUUUCCAGACGAAGCGAGCGGCAGUAGAGAAGACGCAUUGAACUGGGUCUACUGCGGUGAUCCCCGACAGGGAAAUCCAUCAUCCGGCAAAGGCGACGGCAAGUUUGGGUUUGGCGGCCUCAUGGACACUCUCUGGCAAGCUUGGAGGCAACGUAAGAUGGACGAGAUCCUUGCAGGGUCCUUACUCGAUUUGGCAGCCAGUCAAGGCAGUCCUAGUUUCAUCCAAAACGAACUGCCAAAGAAGCCUUUCAAGAGCCAGAAAAUCUUCUUUGGAGGAGAUGAGGGGAAACUAGGAGGUGUGUACGUCCCUGUCAUGUCAAAGCGUAGGACCGAAACGGUAGAAGUGCAGAACGCAAGGUAUCUGGCCAGUCGCGAGCGAAGAGCGGAACGACUAAAACUUGAAGGGCGAGAAAAAUCGCCCAACAUACAAGUUUAG
Talaromyces stipitatus ATCC 10500 is the source of this 1866-nucleotide messenger RNA. Its product is annotated as pseudouridylate synthase 3. Gene Ontology annotation, cellular component: nucleus; cytoplasm. Gene Ontology annotation, biological process: mRNA pseudouridine synthesis; tRNA pseudouridine synthesis. Gene Ontology annotation, molecular function: pseudouridine synthase activity; RNA binding. The record is from RefSeq and is a predicted model, not a curated record. Lineage: Eukaryota; Fungi; Ascomycota; Eurotiomycetes; Eurotiales; Trichocomaceae. The transcript has a single exon. Bases 1 to 1866 code for a protein of 621 amino acids.